Messenger RNA from Diprion similis, 1580 nucleotides. Its product is annotated as leucine-rich repeat-containing protein 58. Bases 169 to 1218 code for a protein of 349 amino acids. NCBI's taxonomy places the organism in Eukaryota, Metazoa, Arthropoda, Insecta, Hymenoptera, Diprionidae. The record is from RefSeq and is a predicted model, not a curated record. Gene Ontology annotation, molecular function: protein binding. The transcript has 5 exons.
UGUGGCUCCUGAUUUCAGUUCUCUCUCAGCGCGCCGGGAAUCAUUGCCGUAUACGUUUUUCCGUGGAGUUGCGAAAUCGCUUCAAAUAUACAUGCGUAUAUAAGAAGCUGGACGCGAAAUUGACCAAAGGUACAUAGAAUACCAGUGUUAAAUUAGCGAUCGCGAAAUAUGGAUAAUUACACGUCGGACUCAAGCGAUUCGGAUAAUCCAGCGAAAACUUUGGACUUCUCGUAUCUUUCGUUGGACUCGGAUGCUGUGAAUGAACGUUUGGGAUCUAUGAAAGAUCCCGAGAGUGUCGAGACAAUAUUACUCCAUCAGAAUCAAUUGAAUUCCACACCGGGUAACAUAACAAAAUUCACCAAUUUACACCUGCUCGACUUGUCGAAUUGCGGCCUUUCCGAAUUGCCAGACUUUCUAAGCGAUUGCCCGCUCACUACAUUGGUUGCGAAAAAUAACAACCUGUCCAAUGACUCUUUGCCAAAAACAUUUGCCGCUUUUCCAACGCUGAGGGAACUCAAUCUGAGUGGCAAUCGAUUGACCGAAUUUCCUGAACAAGUUUUACAACUAACUGCACUCCGGUAUCUCUACCUUGGAGGCAACGGUAUAUCGAAAAUCACAAAAGAUAUAUGGAAAUUGCAACGAUUGCAAAUUCUAUCGAUGGGAGGAAAUAGUUUAACCGAUGUUCCGUCGACGCUGGGUCAACUGACAACUUUGCAAGCACUGAUUCUCUGCGAUAACAUGCUCGAGAGUUUACCCGGGUCGAUUGCUAAUUUGAAGAACCUGAAAUCGUUGUUAUUACACAAAAACAGGCUCAAAACAUUACCUACAGAAAUAAUAACGCUAAGCUGCCUUACGGAGUUGUCGUUACGUGAUAAUCCUUUGGUGGUUCGAUUUGUGUCUGACAUGACUCAUGAUCCUCCGUCGUUGUUGGAACUGGCGGCACGUGUUAUUAAAAUUAAUAAUAUUCACUACGACAAAAAGGAUCUGCCGAAAAACUUGAAUGACUACCUAAGCAGCGGCCAUUGCUGCGUUAAUCCAAAUUGCAAAGGUGUAUUUUUCAACAAUAGAAUUGAACACAUUAAGUUCGUUGACUUUUGUGGAAAAUAUCGGGUCCCGUUACUGCAAUAUUUAUGCAGUAGCAAGUGCAUUGAUCCAAGAUCAAACAAUGAUGAGAUAGAUAGCAACGGAGUAAUGAUGCGGAAGGUUCUCUUGGGAUGACAAUUGCCGGAGUCCCACUGAUUCCUGGGAUUGCAGCAGUAAACUCCAAUUCUGCUGCACAAAUAUUCACUUGUAGACAUCAGUUCUUGAACCUAUUUAUCGAAUCUCUGUAAUAUAGUGUAACCAUCAACGAUUCCUGCAAUGAUGUAUACAGUAUAUUGUACAUUUAUGAAAAGAGAUAAGUAAAACGAUAAGACUGAUCAUGAAUAUUUUUCCUCAUACACAUAGACGAUUUUUAGCCAAUUCGAUGUAGACAAUAAAAUUGAAGAUCAUUACCGACGAUGACUCGAAAGUAUGAGAGAUAAAUCUUUAAUGGUAAUUAUUACAUUCAGUUUCAAGUGAAUGUAUAAUUGUUAACCUUU